GGUACAAUGUAGCGGCAGCCAGCUCAAGGUGGUUCUGACAGCUUCCCCCAUGACAUCUGCAUUCCAGACAGAGGAGAAAGGGUGGAAGAAGGAUUCUGAGAAGUCCCGAGUGAUCUUUCUGCUCCCGUUCUAUUGAUUGGAGCGGUCAUAUUACCAUGCCUAGGUGCAGGGGAGACUGGGCAAUCGUGCGGCAAUGAUGACUCCUCACUCAGGAUGAAAGGGUGGGAUGCUAUGGAAUAUGAUGAGAAGCUGGCUCGGUUCCGGCAGGCCCACCUCAACCCUUUCAACAAGCCGCUUGGACCAAGACAACAUGAACAGGACCCCAGUGAGAAGUCCCAAGAAGUCACUUCUGAAGACACUCUGCCUGAGCUGCCCACUGGGGAGCCUGAGUUCCACUACUCUGAGCGCGUGAUGGAUCUUGGCCUGUCUGAAGACCACUUUUCCCGCCCCGUGGGUCUUUUCCUGGCCUCCGAUGUCCAGCAGCUGCGGCAGGCAAUUGAAGAAUGCAAGCAGGUGAUUCUGGAGCUGCCGGAGCAGUCAGAGAAGGAAGCCCAGUCAUGA
Messenger RNA from Peromyscus maniculatus bairdii (prairie deer mouse), 561 nucleotides. Its product is annotated as differentially expressed in FDCP 8 homolog. The record is from RefSeq and is a predicted model, not a curated record. NCBI's taxonomy places the organism in Eukaryota, Metazoa, Chordata, Mammalia, Rodentia, Cricetidae.